AAACCUAUGAAGCAAGACGUGUGUGUGUGUGUGUGUAUGUGUGUGUGUGUGUGUGUUUUACCAUCAUACAGUAGUUGUGACAGAGGCAGUAAAGAGGUCGGAUUGUGGUAGUAGUAGUGGUGGUAGUUGUGGUUGUAGGAUGGAGGUGGUUGUAGUGGUGAAAAUACUCUGUUUAUUAAGUGUUUCAUACACCGCAUCUGCUGAGCAUAACUGCUCCAAGUGGGUGACAACAGGAGUGGAUGAUACCUGGUCAGGACACCAAUUUGAAGCGCCAGUACCUACUUACCUGUACUUUCGAGGGCAGGAAAGUGAGGCAGUAACUAAUCUACAUAUAUGGUAUUAUAAGAAUCACUCAGAACAUUUCCUCACCACUCAGAAGUUAAUUUAUAAGAUCUCAGGUAAUCAGGUCUUUCACAUGGCUACAAUCAGAUCACAGAACCACCACAACACGACAAGAGCCCAGCUGUUUAUCAAUCCUCAACACCAAUUACUCCUGGGUCAAGGGUCGUUACAUAGUUUGAUCGUAACAAGCAAUUCGACUGUCUUAUGGCGAGGCUGUUACCAACCGGAUCUAUAUGGUACAAGCCCAGGUGCUACAUGCACAGGUACAAGCCCAG
This is a messenger RNA of Homarus americanus (American lobster), 617 nucleotides long. RefSeq lists its product as uncharacterized. The record is from RefSeq and is a predicted model, not a curated record. Lineage: Eukaryota; Metazoa; Arthropoda; Malacostraca; Decapoda; Nephropidae.